AGAGAGAGAGAUCAACCGCUUUUUACCCGCAAAACGUGUGGAAAAUAAAAAGACUCCCUGAAUUCUCGCGUUCCGCUUCGAUCAAUUCAACAAAAAUAGAAUAAAAAUAAAAAAUUCUAUUAUUUUCAUUCCCUUCUUCAUUAUCAGAAAAAAGUUAAAAAAAAAGGAAAAACUCAGAUUCGUUAAUUUUUUUCGUUUGCAAUAACCAUAAGCUGUUUCCAACAUGUAGAGGCCCCUCCCUUAUACUCCUUUGAAUAUUUUGUUUAUUUUCUGUUACGAUCACAACACCAUGGAAAGCAUUGCCGCGCAAUUGAAGCGCGGCAUCUCGCGGCAAUUCUCGGCGGGGUCUUUACGGCGGACCCUGAGUCGUCAGUUCACGCGCCAGGCCUCGCUGGAUCCGCGGCGGAACAACCUCCGUUUCAGCUUCGGCCGACAGUCUUCUCUCGACCCGAUCCGACGGAGCCCCGUCGAGGACGAGGCUGAGCUCACGGUGCCGGAGAACCUUGACUCCACGAUGCAGCUGCUGUUCAUGGCGUGCAGGGGAGACGUUAAGGGAGUGGAGGAUUUGCUCAAUGAAGGCAUUGACGUCAAUAGCAUCGACCUCGACGGCCGCACAGCCCUCCACAUCGCCGCCUGCGAGGGUCAUGUCGACGUCGCCACGCUCUUGCUCAGCCGCAAGGCUAAUCUCGAUGCACGUGAUCGUUGGGGCAGUACGGCGGCGGCUGAUGCUAAGCAUUAUGGAAAUACGGAAGUUUAUUACAUGUUGAAGGCCCGUGGAGCAAAAGUGCCGAAAACCAGGAAGACUCCAAUGACUGUUGCAAAUCCUCGUGAAGUUCCAGAAUAUGAACUCAAUCCAUUAGAGCUACAGGUUCGGAAGAGUGAUGGUAUUUCAAAGGGAACAUAUCAAGUAGCCAAAUGGAAUGGCACAAAGGUUUCAGUGAAGAUACUUGAUAAGGAUAGUUAUUCAGAUCCUGAUGCCAUAAAUGCUUUCAAACAAGAGCUCACGUUACUAGAAAGGGUACGACAUCCUAAUGUGGUCCAGUUUGUUGGAGCUGUCACCCAAAAUAUACCUAUGAUGAUUGUUAGAGAGUACCAUACUAAGGGUGACCUAGCAAGCUAUCUUCACAAGAAAGGGCGUUUGUCCCCAUCAAAAGUUCUACGGUUUGCUCUUGAUAUUGCCAGGGGCAUGAAUUAUCUUCAUGAAUGCAAACCAGAUCCAAUUAUCCACUGUGAUUUAAAGCCAAAAAAUAUUUUGCUGGAUAAUGGAGGCCAACUGAAGGUAGCUGGAUUUGGCAAUGUGAGAUUGUUUCAAAUCUCACCUGAUGAAGCACAGCUGGUACAGCCGGAGUCUAACAUCGACCUUUCAAGCUUGUACGUGGCACCAGAGAUUUACAAAGAUGAAGUAUUCGAUAGAAGUGUGGAUGCAUAUUCUUUUGGUCUAGUUGUAUAUGAGAUGAUAGAGGGUAUACACCCAUUCCAUCCCAAGUCCACGGAGGAGGCUGUGAAACUGAUGUGCUUAGAAGGGAAAAGACCACCAUUCAAGAUCAAAACAAAAACUUAUCCCCCGGAAUUGAAAGAGCUGAUUGAGGAAUGCUGGGAUCCAGAACCUGUUGUCAGACCAACAUUUUAUCAGAUCAUUGUACGGUUGGACAAAAUUGUUGCAAAUUGCUCAAAACAAGGAUGGUGGAAAGAUACUUUUAAACUUCCUUGGAAAUAAAUAACAAGGGAGGUCCAGUCUUAUCAAGGAAGAUAUAAAGAUCGGGGUUGCAGCCUGAAAACCAAAUUGUGAGCAUCAUGUUGGUGUACUUUUAAGUGAUUAUAGCCAUUGCAAAUAACUACGAAACUCAUAAUAUUGACUUGGGCAUGGAUUUGAGCAUGAAAAUGAAUUUUCCACGGUUCCACCUUUGUCCGCUGUCCACUAGAGGGUGUGUAACAGCUCCUCUCUGUAAAAUGUACCAUAAGUCACCAUUACGUCUUGGAACAUUUAUUCUCGAAAAUUUUCUAAUAAACAAUGUAUUUUCUAUACUUAUUAAUCGACUAUCAUGUGCCGCAAGGUAGAAACGUGUACUAUU
This is a messenger RNA of Gastrolobium bilobum, 2072 nucleotides long. Its product is annotated as integrin-linked protein kinase 1-like. The transcript is spliced from 12 exons. Lineage: Eukaryota; Viridiplantae; Streptophyta; Magnoliopsida; Fabales; Fabaceae. Bases 290 to 1717 code for a protein of 475 amino acids. The record is from RefSeq and is a predicted model, not a curated record. Gene Ontology annotation, molecular function: protein kinase activity; ATP binding; protein binding. Gene Ontology annotation, biological process: protein phosphorylation.